Chaetomium strumarium is the source of this 435-nucleotide messenger RNA. RefSeq lists its product as uncharacterized. The record is from RefSeq and is a predicted model, not a curated record. Bases 1 to 435 code for a protein of 144 amino acids. The transcript is spliced from 2 exons. Lineage: Eukaryota; Fungi; Ascomycota; Sordariomycetes; Sordariales; Chaetomiaceae.
AUGGACCAGCUGGAUCCGAGCCUCGUUCAGCGCGUAAACACCAAUGUCUCGGCCGUUGUCAAGAGGUAUCUGCUGGACGACCAGAACGUAACGCCUAAGAACACGUGUAAGACGUACGGCCCAAAGCAGGCCGAGUGGAUGCCUGGUUGGCCAGGCCAGUACCAGAUAGGCAGAACCCUGCCGGGUCACCCUGUUGACGAGGGGAAGCUAGUGCUCUUCCUUGACGAAGAGAUCGCCUCCCCCGCUCCGAAACGCGGCAAACGUCGCAAGGCCGAGACGCGACGGCUCAUGGCAGAAAGGAAGCUAAAGAGGCGGAAGAGGGAGAGCCCGUUAUCAACUGGGGCGGCCGAUGUGAUCGUCGUUGGCGGGGGUUCGGCCGAAGAUCCAGCGUUAGAAUCGGACUCGGACCUUGGCCGCCGGUACCUCCGCGCUUAA